Papilio polytes (common Mormon) is the source of this 1380-nucleotide messenger RNA. RefSeq names its product MATH and LRR domain-containing protein PFE0570w-like. Bases 1 to 1380 code for a protein of 459 amino acids. The transcript has a single exon. The record is from RefSeq and is a predicted model, not a curated record. Lineage: Eukaryota; Metazoa; Arthropoda; Insecta; Lepidoptera; Papilionidae.
AUGUUCAAGAAACUAAUUCAAGCUGUUUUACUUGCUGCUCUCAUUAACAACACUAUACAGAGGAAUGUUCAAACCAGGACGAUAAUCGAUUUAAAAAAGAUACUAAACACUAUCAACGACAACAUGGACAACCGUAAUGAUGUAACGAAUCUUCGGACGAAAAACAGACAACAAACACUCAGAAACCCCGAUAAUGACAACAAUGCGGAUAGAAUCGACGUCGAUAUGCUUAACGCGUUCAUCAAACGUGUAGUAAAUAACAAUAACAAAUUCAACGACCAAGAUUUUGAUAGAUUCCUUCGGAACGCGAAAGACAACUUGUGCGCAAAAACAGGAAGAUGUGGAUGCAGCGGACCAGGCAGAUGUGACGACAAGAAAGUAAGUAAUCAAAAAACAGUCGAUGAAGUUGAAACCUUUAUAAAUAACCUGCAAGAAAAAUUAGAUAAAGACAAUCAAGAAACUAGCAGUGAGGUGGAAUCCGAAAAAGAAAAUGAUAAUGUACAAAACAAUGAAAAAAUAUCGCAUGAUAAUGAAAAUGAGGAUGACGGAUAUUUUAGUAUUAAAAUAGAUGACAAAAAUCAUCCAAACACCCGCGUUAACUUGUUAAUAGUCAACGAUCUCGCAGAUCUAGAGGAUCUAUUAAGACAAAAUAUUUUACCUCAAGCGAUAGACGCAGAAACAUUGAAAAAAUUAAACUCCGAUAAUUUCCCUCACCACGGCGCGCGCCACAAGACCAGAAAUGAUGUAAAAGCCAUCAUUGUCGAUCUUGGUAAGUUUUAUAACGAUACAGAAUUAUUAGAUAAGGAGGAAGACUCUGCUUUUCCACGGUCGGUAUUACUCGAACAGGAAUCUUCUAAUCCUAAUGAAUUCGUCGAUAAUUUUAACCACUUAAAAGAAAAGGUAAUUAAUUCGUUUACAAAUUUUGUAACGAAUAAAAAUGCCAAGAGACCAAACUUGUCAGUACUUACCAACACGCAGAAAAGUAAAAUCAGAGUCCUCAAAGGUAAAAUGAGAAUAAAUAAACAGAAACUUACGAAACAAGAUUUGAAAUCUGAAAUUAACGACAUUAUGUUUGGGAAGAACAGUAAAGUUAAAUUUGUACCAUCAAAUGAUAAUUCCAACAAUAUUAUUGUACCAAAUUGGAUCUAUAAAUUAAUUGUUAACUCUAAGCCCGUCGCAUACUUAAGAGAACCUAAAAGAGUACUUCCAUUAACGGGCAAACAAAAGAAUCGAUUGUUUAAUAAAAAGAAAACUUGGAGACAAAAACCAGAAAUAAGUAGGAUUUGGCGUCGCAAUUUUGGUCAAAAUAUACAACAAUAUGGAGUACCGUUUGAGCUUGCUGUUGAGGGUCUUGCUCAAUACAACGAUGAUAAUGAGUAA